Messenger RNA from Oncorhynchus keta (chum salmon), 2416 nucleotides. RefSeq lists its product as uncharacterized. Bases 605 to 1231 code for a protein of 208 amino acids. NCBI's taxonomy places the organism in Eukaryota, Metazoa, Chordata, Actinopteri, Salmoniformes, Salmonidae. The transcript is spliced from 8 exons. The record is from RefSeq and is a predicted model, not a curated record.
UGAUUCAUCCUUUUGGUUGGAGUUGCGUAAACGUUAGGUUUCUUUUGAUUUAUUUUGCUUCUACACCUGCAUUGCUUGCUGUUUGGGGGUUUUAGGCUGGGUUUCUGUACAGCACUUUGAGAUAUCAGCUGAUGUAAGAAGGGCUUUAUAAAUCAAUUUGAUUUAUUGUUGCUUCCUGACGCUGUGUUUACACUGGUUUCCAUAUAAACAGUCUCUGGGUUACAUUUUAGCUCGUGCUAGUCGUGGGUUGCAUCUGAAAUAACAUACAAAUCCAGCUACCCCCUUAUCAAGAUCAAAACGGCAGCCCUAAAUAUUUACACGUAACAAAAAUAUAAACGCAGCAUGCAACAAUUUUAAAGAUUUGACUGAGUUACAGUUUAUAAGGAAGGACAUAAGUCAAUUUAAAUAAAUAAACUAGGCCCAAAUCUAUGGAUUUCAUUAAUGGGAAUACAGGUAUAUACAAAUCUGUUGGUCACAGAUACCUUUAAAAAAGGUAGGAGCGUGGAUCAGAAAACCAGUCCGUAUCUGGUGUGUCCACCAUUUGCCUCAUGCAGCGUGACACAUCUCCUUAACAUAAGAGUUGAUCCCGGCUGUUGAUUGUGGCAUGUGUAUGUUGUUCGAUACAUCUUCAAAGGUUGUGCAAAGUUUCUGGAUGUUGGCGGGAACUGGAACAUGCUGUAGUACAUGUCGUUCCAGAGCAUUCCAAACAAGCGCAAUGGGUGACAUGUCUGAUGACAGAGUCAUUGCAUUGCAAGAGGUCACCAUUCCAAAGGGUAUGGAGGCCACUACAGUUAAACAGAUCAUAACACAUUUGUUUGGAUUGAAUUCUGCUAAUGUGACACAGACAUUUAAGAUAAGAAACCACAAGGGCUGUCUGAUUCCAUUCAACAGCUUUAUACCGGUGAACAGCAAGCACAUGCCAUAUGUGCUGGAAGUGGCAACAGUCUUUCAGCAUGUCAUUCCAAAACCACGGACCAUUGCCAUGACAGUAAUCAAUAAAAGUAUGCGAACAAGACUACAAGGUGUUGUCAGAAGGAUAGUGAGACUUGAAGAACUGUUUCCUCAGAUUAAAUUAAGACGUCAUGAGAAAAUUUAUCAGGAAAUAGAGUUGCUGAACCAACAGUUGAGAUUUCUUCAUAAAAGAAUGCAGGUAAGCAUAAGUAUUGCUUAUGACAAAUCUAGGCAGAAGAAAAUAAAAAAUGUAGAUUUUCUGUUACUGCACAUAAGAUGAGGGUUUACUUUAAUCGAGCACAAAGAGGUGUGUACCACAGUCUACUGGCUAUGUUACAUUCAGAUUGUUUAUUAUAGAUGCAAUUAUUGUUUCAGAUGGCUGAUUCUCACAGCUGGAUGGGGAUGUUCAUCAGAACCCCUAUGUGGUAGAACAAAACACCUAGGCCCAACAUGUUUUAUGUACUUUCCAUUUGUUUAUACUGUCAAUUUUACCAUAGCCAUAUGAGCAGAUUUAAGAGUAAUGGUAAAUCUGGUUAAUAUAUAUACCUAUUAUGAUUUUGUAUUAUCUGAUGUUAUCUGUAGUGUAGCAUAUCUUGAAAAUGUAUGAGUUUGAGUGGUGUAGAAAAUCAAUUUGCUGUUGGAGAUACUUGGUAUAAAAUGUUCCCCCCCCCACCAAAAAAAACGAGCUUAUUAGUAUUUUGGGCAUGGUAGUUCCAACUAGCCUUUGUACAAGUCUGUUUGUGCGAUCAUUCCACCACCUAACAUGACAAGGAGUAGAAUGAUAUCACAAACAGACUUGUACCCACCCAGGCUACCUCCAAACCACUUGCGGUAUGAAACGAUUGGCAUGAUGCUUUAGUGCUUUGCACUGAUUGUGCAACCUUUACAUCCCCAUUACUGAUGAAAUAAAAAUGUUUUUUGUCAACUUUAUUGAUUUAGGAGGGGAAAAAAAUACUUCAUGUGAUUUUAAGUGAAACUCAAUGUUCUCAAAGUACCAAAAUAAAAUGUACUAAAAAAGUUGGGUUAACCUUUUAACUGGACAUUUCAGUCAAGCAUACAAAGAUACAUGAGAAGCUUUUGUCCCAUGAAUAGUUAUACUAAAUCCAUCGAAAGCAUUUGCUAUAUUUGGAACAUAAUUAACUACAUGUAAGGCAGUGUUCCCACCAUCUUUCUGCGCAAACCAAGUCAUGAGACAAAGGCAGAUAUUUAAAUAGCAUAGUGGCCUCAACUCAGGUGGUUAGCAAAUUGUUCUGGGAAUAUGCGAGUGCAAGGAAUGUAAAAUGUAUUAAAUACAGAUAGUACAAAAUGUCAUGUGAAUAGAGUAGUUUCAAAUCUAUUGAACUGUUGAGGAGUUUGUGUUCCUUGCCUAGGGGGACAUUUGACUCAUGCAAACAGUGAUUGUCCUUUUAAAGUAAGUAAACAGGAUGUCACUUGUCACACAAAAUAAAAAUGUAUUUGUAUGUAA